UUUCUUCUGUUUUCACUAUGGAAUAAACCUUUACUUUUUCCUAUCUAUAACAACAUGACUUUCAUGGAAGGGUGUUUUCAACGUUAGGUAGGUCUCAAAGCUGUGACUGUAGUUCGGUUCAGUUUCUUCUUGCCGACACCUUGACAUUCUAAGGGGACACUUGAAGACGCUCCUCGCUGCUGUUGACAGCUUGUCAGUAAGGAUCUAGAGGAAAAAGACUUGGACAACAAUUCGAAUUCUCUAUUAUCUCAUUGUUUAAUAGGAGGAAUGAAGGCUGUUACUUAAAAUGAUGGCAGUCAACAAAGGACAACAUUGUUGUUUAUCCAGCACGACAGACUUACAAGAGCACUAGUCUAAUUAUUUUUCUUACUUGAAUCGAAUGAAAAAUGAAGACAACGGAAACUGUAAUAUUUCCUUGUUUGGAUUAAAAUAAAGCCUCCAAAUAGCCACAAACAAAAACCACGAUCCUUAGGAACGUAGUAAUAUCACAACACUUUGUAACCUACGUCAAACGAUACUACGUCACGUAACUCCGAUGACCCCACCCCUCGCUUUUAACAGCCUUCCUCUUCAGAGGCUUGUGCGAAUACUGACGAGCUGCUGCUAAACUGCUUUUUACACUGUCGACAGCGGGAUAUUGUUUUAAUAUCGGUACACACCCCUCUGCUAUGACCCUGAGGCCUGUGAGCACAUGCGUUUGCUGCCUAUUCCUCCUGCUCCUCUCGGGAUCCUUUUCAGCCGAGUUUGAAGUCCGGGUUCCUACCACGCCGCAGGUGGCGAUCCAUGGACAACACAUGGUGCUGGAGUGCAGCUUCACCGUGGAAGGAGCUCUAGACAUGGGCAAGACCGUGAUUACGUGGCAGCGGGGACAUGAGGUGGUCCACAGCUUCUACUACGGGCAGGACCAGCUGGGCAGGCAGAGUCCGCGCUACGCCAACCGGACCAGCCUGUACCCCGCGGAGCUGGAGAAAGGCAACGCCUCCCUCCGGCUGCAGGGCGUGGGGCCAGGGGACGCGGGGGACUACACCUGCUCCGUCAGCUCUCUGAUGGGGAGCCAGAGGAGAACCUUUGCCCUGCAUUUUGCAGCUUUCUACACUGAACCCCGUCUGGAGAUCAAAGUGACCUGUUUGGCUGUAGAGCUCUCGUUGGAAUCACUGGGCUACCCUUGUGCCACAGUGCAGUGGGUAGAUGAAAAGGGAAACGAUGUCUCCAAGCAGGCGGUCACAAACUACCAACAGAAUGCUGAUGGACUCUUCAGGGUUUCCAGUACCUUAGCAGGAAAUAGAAGGGCCAACUCCUCUGUCCUCUUCAUCCUGCGGAACGCUGCUCUGAAUCAGGAAAUCAUCAGGGAGUUCAGCCUAGUUCCAGGAGAAGGUCCAACUGGUGAGCAGAGAUGCAGGUGGCCUCUCGUCGUGGUUGGUGCGCUGAUGGUGCCGAUUGUGUUUGCUGGAGCUUUGCUGGUGUGCUUGGACACCCCAAAGACAAUUCUGAAGAAUCUGCGACCGUGCCGAGGUGCCAGUGGGGGUGUGUGAGAUGGCUAAUCUGGGAAUUGAGAAACGGUGCCAAGACGCAAAGGCCACUAUGGUGCUGUGACGGAGAGGAGAAAUAUACCCCGUUCUGGAAGUGUUGAUCUCUUCAGGCCAGUGAGGAAGAAACCAGAGCUUUCUCUUUUCAAAGAGAAGUGAUCUGUGGCUUGGUGAAGACUGGCAUCUGUGCCUCAAUGCUCCGAGAGUACCCUGAAAUCUUGCAUAAUCUUUUAAACCUCAGUAUAGAAGAGAACAAAAAAGCCGGACUUGUUACUUAAUAAUGACUGGUUUUGGAGAUUAUUUUUUUACUGCCACUUUUAAGUAAUAGGUGAGAAUAUUGAUGGAAGACCAAAGAGAUAUAACUGUUUUUUAUAUCCACACCUGAAGAAGGCUCCACGGCCGAAACGUUGUUCUCUUUCUUCUUUUUUUCAGCA
This is a messenger RNA of Lepisosteus oculatus (spotted gar), 1960 nucleotides long. Its product is annotated as CD276 antigen-like. Gene Ontology annotation, molecular function: signaling receptor binding. NCBI's taxonomy places the organism in Eukaryota, Metazoa, Chordata, Actinopteri, Semionotiformes, Lepisosteidae. Gene Ontology annotation, cellular component: external side of plasma membrane. The record is from RefSeq and is a predicted model, not a curated record. Gene Ontology annotation, biological process: T cell receptor signaling pathway; regulation of cytokine production.